AUGGGUGGAGUUGAAUUUGAAGGCACUAUUAAUCCCCCAGUAGCUGAACAAUGGCUCGAGCAUAUGAAGAGGGUCUUUGAACAACUAGAGUGUAAUAAUGCUGCCAAAUUUAAGUAUGCUAUCUCUCUUUUACAAAAGGAUGCCUAUGAUUGGUGGGUAAGUGUGCCAAAUGCAAAAGCAAAACCUCUGGUGCUUACUUGGGAUGACUUCGUGAAAGCAUUUCAGUAUCAACAAAAAUUUCUCAAGCUUUCUUGCUAUGCUGGAGGUAUUAUUGAUGAUGAAAGAGACAAGUACAGAAGAUUUGAAGAAGGUUUGAAUGGUUCAAUCCGAAAAUCUGUGGCAAUCUUGCAACUUGAAGAUUUUUCCAAGCUAGUUUCGGCUGCUCUUACUUGGGAAAGAAUUGACAAGGAAGAAGCUAGUAGGAGAGAAAACAAGUUUAGGACGGGUAAUUCAGAUUAUGGCGGUCCAUCCAAGAAGGGAAAGUUUGACUAUUCCAAGACUGAAAGUGCACAGAAUACUCCAAGUUAUGGCCAAGGCAAAACUUAUACACCUACUUGUGCACAGUGCGGGAAGAAUCACUAUGGUGCCUGCAGAAGAGCUUCUGGUGCUUGUUUUAAUUGUGGAAGUUUGGAUCAUAAAGUGAAGGAUUUUCCUAAUCCUAAUCCUUUUUCUUCUACACAUACAGAGGGCUCAAUUCAAAAGCCUGUCACUACUUCUUCUCAAGCUAAUGGUGGUGCAAAACCUAGAAAUAUGCAAGCAAUGGGUUCGGGUGGAGCUAAUCAGGGUAGCGGGUCGAGAGGCACUGCACGAGUCUAUGCUACGAGACAGAAGAAUGACCAAGAUGGCCCAGACGUGGUUGUUGGUCAAUUUCACUUAUUUGGCAUAUCUGUUGUUACAUUAUUUGAUCAUGGAUCUUCGCAUUCUUAUGUUUGCUCAUCACUUGCAAUUCCUGAUACUGUUAAAUCUGUGAGACUUGAUUUUGAUGUGCUCGUAACGAGUUCAUUAGGGCAUCAUGCUGUUGUUAAUAGGAUUUAUCGAGAUUGUCCAUUCAUGAUUCAAAAUCUAGUCUUCCCUGUAGACUUACUUGAAAUGACCUUCCAAGACUAUGAUAUUAUUGUUGGUAUGGAUUGGCUCCAUAGGCACCAUGCAUUGGAUUAUUAUAGGUUGAAGCAAUCGAUACACGAUUUAGGGAGUCCAAGUCUUGAGGACAUACCAACUGUGUGUGACUUUCCUGAUGUAUUUCCCGAUGUUCUUCCUGGGUUGCCUCCAGAAAGGGAGAUUGAAUUUCCUAUAGAUAUUUCGCUUUGGGGAGAUCCUGUUUUAUUUGUGAAAAAGAAAGAUGGCACUCUUAGGCUUUGCAUUGAUUACCGACAGCUGAACAAGUUGCGAGUGAUGGAGCAAGAUGUUUCUAAAACUGCUUUUAGGACCAGGUAUGGACAUUAUGAAUUUUUGAUAAUGCCAUUUGGUUUGACAAAUGCUCCUGUUGAAUUUAUGGAUCUAAUGAUCCGUGACUGGCAACUCUACGCGAAGCUUUCCAAAUGUGAAUUUUGGCUGAGUGAAGUAGCUUUUUUGGGGCAUAUUGUAUCAGUUGAAGGUGUGAAGGUUGAUCCUAGUAAGAUUCAAGCUAUUGUUGAAUGGAAACCCCCUAAAAAUCCAACUGAGAUCAUAAGUUUCUUGGGUUUAGCAGGAUACUAUAGGAGGUUCGUGAAGGGCUUCUCUAUUAUAACUUCUCUUUUAACCAAACUUUUGGGGAAAGACGCCAAGUUUGUGUGGGAUGACAAGUGUCAAGAGAUCUUUGAAAAGCUCAAAUCCUUAUUGACACAAGCUCUAAUACUUUCUUUCUCACCUGAAGGGAAAGAUUAUGUGAUAUACAGUGAUGCAUCUCACCGUGGCUUGGGUUGA
This is a messenger RNA of Nicotiana tabacum (common tobacco), 1902 nucleotides long. Lineage: Eukaryota; Viridiplantae; Streptophyta; Magnoliopsida; Solanales; Solanaceae. The record is from RefSeq and is a predicted model, not a curated record.